CCGGGGGGGGCGGGAAGCAGCGCCCCAGCGGAACAGCCACGUCCGAUUGGCCGCGCGCGGCAGCCGCCCGGUGAUUGGUGGAGGCGGAAGGAGGCGGGGCGCCGGGAGCUGUCUUUUCUUCCAGCUGGUACUUUCGUUUUUCUGCACAGAGUCUGCGGGGGACUCUGCCGCACCGGGGAAGACUCCCGUCAGGCCCCAGACCCAGCAGAGGCGAACCGGGUGCGGGAACCCGGGAAAGGCAGCACUGCUGCGCCUCCGCCCGCCGCUGCCCGACCCCGCGCGCAGAAAAAGUUUUCAUUUGCUUUGUGCCAUCCUUGGAGAGCUGUCUAGGUUAGACGCUCACACCCCGUGCAUACAAACUCAGCAGUCUUGGCACCUCACGUGUAUAGCUGCGGCUUAGGUUGGAUCCUUAGCCCCUCAGUGGGACACAAGGUGACAGGAUGUCCCAGUGGUAUGAACUUCAGCAGCUUGACUCCAAAUUCCUGGAGCAGGUUCACCAGCUCUAUGAUGACAGUUUUCCCAUGGAAAUCAGACAGUACCUGGCACAGUGGCUAGAAAAACAAGACUGGGAGCAUGCUGCUAAUGACGUUUCAUUUGCCACCAUCCGUUUUCAUGACCUCCUGUCACAGCUGGAUGAUCAGUAUAGUCGCUUUUCUUUGGAGAAUAAUUUUUUGUUGCAGCAUAACAUAAGGAAAAGCAAACGUAAUCUUCAGGAUAAUUUUCAGGAAGACCCAAUACAGAUGUCUAUGAUCAUCUGUAACUGUCUGAAGGAGGAAAGGAAGAUCCUGGAAAAUGCCCAGAGAUUCAAUCAGGCACAGUCGGGGAAUAUUCAGAGCACGGUGAUGUUAGACAAACAGAAGGAGCUUGACAGCAAAGUCAGAAACGUGAAGGAUAAAGUUAUGUGUAUAGAGCAUGAAAUCAAGACCCUAGAAGAUUUACAAGAUGAAUAUGAUUUUAAGUGCAAAACCUUGCAGAACAGAGAGCAUGAAACCAAUGGUGUGGCAAAGAAUGAUCAGAAACAAGAACAGAUGUUAAUCCAGAAGAUGUAUUUAAUGCUUGACAAUAAGAGAAAGGAAGUAGUUCACAAAAUAAUAGAGUUGUUGAAUGUCACAGAACUUACCCAGAAAGCCCUGAUUAAUGACGAGCUGGUGGAAUGGAAGCGGAGACAACAGAGUGCCUGUAUUGGGGGGCCCCCCAACGCUUGUCUUGAUCAGCUGCAGAACUGGUUCACCAUAGUUGCGGAGAGUCUGCAGCAGGUUCGUCAGCAGCUUAAAAAGCUGGAGGAAUUGGAACAGAAAUACACCUAUGAACACGACCCUAUCACAAAGAACAAGCAGGGGCUAUGGGACCGCACCUUCAACCUUUUCCAGCAGCUCAUUCAGAGCUCAUUUGUGGUGGAAAGACAACCUUGCAUGCCAACUCAUCCUCAGAGGCCGCUGGUCUUGAAGACUGGGGUCCAGUUCACCGUGAAGUUGAGACUGCUGGUGAAAUUGCAAGAGCUGAAUUAUAAUUUGAAAGUCAAAGUCUUAUUUGAUAAAGAUGUGAAUGAGAGAAAUACAGUAAAAGGAUUUAGAAAGUUCAACAUUUUGGGCACACAUACGAAAGUGAUGAACAUGGAGGAGUCCACCAAUGGAAGUCUGGCCGCAGAAUUCCGACACCUGCAACUGAAGGAACAGAAAAAUGCUGGCACCAGAACUAAUGAGGGCCCUCUUAUCGUUACUGAAGAGCUUCACUCCCUUAGUUUUGAGACCCAGUUGUGCCAGCCUGGUUUGGUCAUUGACCUCGAGACGACCUCUCUGCCUGUUGUGGUGAUCUCCAACGUCAGCCAGCUCCCGAGUGGUUGGGCCUCCAUCCUGUGGUACAACAUGCUGGUGACAGAGCCCCGGAACCUGUCCUUCUUCCUGAAACCACCAUGUGCACGAUGGUCCCAGCUCUCGGAAGUGCUCAGCUGGCAGUUUUCUUCUGUCACCAAAAGAGGUCUCAACGUGGACCAGCUCAGCAUGCUGGGAGAGAAACUACUCGGUCCUAAUGCUGGCCCCGAUGGUCUCAUUCCGUGGACAAGAUUCUGUAAAGAAAACAUAAAUGAUAAAAAUUUUCCUUUCUGGCUGUGGAUUGAAAGCAUCCUUGAACUCAUUAAAAAACACCUGCUCUCUCUCUGGAAUGAUGGGUGUAUCGUGGGCUUUAUCAGCAAGGAGCGGGAGCGCGCGCUUCUCAAGGACCAGCAGCCGGGGACGUUCCUGCUGCGCUUCAGCGAGAGCUGCCGGGAAGGGGCCAUCACGUUCACGUGGGUGGAGCGGUCCCAGAACGGAGGCGAACCUUACUUCCAUGCCGUUGAACCUUACACGAAAAAAGAACUUUCUGCAGUUACUUUCCCUGAUAUUAUUCGCAAUUACAAAGUCAUGGCUGCUGAAAAUAUUCCAGAGAAUCCCCUGAAGUAUCUGUAUCCGAAUAUUGAUAAAGACCAUGCCUUCGGGAAGUAUUACUCCAGGCCAAAGGAAGCCCCAGAACCAAUGGAACUCGAUGGCCCAAAAGGAACUGGAUACAUCAAGACUGAGUUGAUUUCUGUGUCUGAAGUCCACCCCUCUCGACUUCAGACCACAGACAACCUUCUCCCCAUGUCUCCUGACGAGUUUGACGAGGUGUCGCGGAUAGUGGGUUCUGUCGAGUUCGACAGUAUGAUGAAUGCAGUAUAGAGCAUGAAUUUUUCUCAUCUUCUUUGGCGACAUUUUUCCUUCCCAUCUGUGAUUCCCUCCUGCUACUCUGUUCCUUCACAUCCUGUGUUUCUAGGGAAAUGAAACAAAGACGAACAAAUUUGCUGCAACCUGUUGAUAGCAAGUGGAUUUUUCCCUAAUUCAGAAACGUCUGUUACUCUGAAGGGCUUCAUGCAUCUUAUGAAAGGUAAAAUUGAAAGGCCCUCUCCAUAGAGUGGGUUUUACAAAUGAACAAUAUCCAGAUACACUGAAAACAUCAGGGCUAAAAUGAGAAUCCUCGGGGAAGGGUGAGGAGUUGAGCGGCACUUAAAAUGCUGUGCACAAAGUCAGUGCCCAACUGUUACAGGCUGUUGGAUAGAUCACACAGUUAUUUAGGGAACUUCUUGAUGUAGGAUUGACAGAUUUCUAUUCUGGAGAAUUCUUAUUUGUUCCCUCUGCUUUAAAUAUGGCUGGAGGCUUUCCAUUGGUUUACCUGUGAAAUCGUUCAAAGCUAAGUAACGCAGAGUUACAUCAGCUGUUUAUCAAAGGUAGCCAUCCUGUAUCUGGGCAGGGGGUAAAAGUUGUGUUCUUUAUUUUACUACGUUUUCCACACUGGCCAUUUAAAGCUAAAAGCAAAUUCUCUCCCUUGGGAGAAUUAGCUUUUCUGUUUGUUAUGGCUUUGUGAUACUGGCUAAUAUCAGUGGAAGGAAAUACAUUUUCCAGACUCUUGAGUAGUUUUUGUCUGUUUAAACCUUAGUAUCCAAAGCUGAAUAUAUUCCGCCUUCAUCCUGGUCACUAGUAAAUGAAAUUAUCUUCACAUCUCUGUCAAGGGAACCAACUCUCUCAAGACAAAAAUCCUGUUACUCUUCAAAAAGUUGUAGUUAACUGUAGAUGUAGACCAAAUCUAGAAAUUUAAUUCGUGUUUCUUAAAUGGGUUAAUGUGUCUUUAUUGUUAUUAGCUGGUAGUCUUAGUCAUAAAAUUUUCAAAUUGAGAAGAAAAAAUAGUGACUGACAAGUAAUUAACCAGAGAUCAUAUGAGAAUCAAACAAUUUGAAAACUCGUCCUGUGUAACUGCAUUGAGAAUUGCAUGUUUUUCACUGAUAAAUGUGUGUUUCGGACAAAUACAUUUGCAAAUGGUUCCAUUA
Callorhinus ursinus (northern fur seal) is the source of this 3835-nucleotide messenger RNA. It is a transcript of the gene STAT1, whose product is annotated as signal transducer and activator of transcription 1. The record is from RefSeq and is a predicted model, not a curated record. Lineage: Eukaryota; Metazoa; Chordata; Mammalia; Carnivora; Otariidae. Gene Ontology annotation, molecular function: DNA binding; DNA-binding transcription factor activity. Gene Ontology annotation, biological process: regulation of DNA-templated transcription; signal transduction.